UUUUAAUACGAGUACCUCACCCCUGCAAAGGAUUCGACAUGUGCGGCUUUAGGCCAGGAUGUUCUUAUGCCAAAGCCCGAAGCAAGAUACUUUAUUUACGUGGAAUUAAGAUACCCCCGCUACGUGGAUUGGGACAUGUUCUCUGUGACGGAUCAGACCCGCCCAGAGGCCGCUCCGCCGGCUAACUCGUUCCGAAAUUGAGUUCGGAUUUAGAUUAUUUAUUUCCUGGCUGGCUUUGGUUCUCUAUUCCCCCCCUCACACAGUUUGCCAUACAUCCAUCAUCCUCCUGUACUCCAUUCCCUUCACUCCCUCCACUCCCUCCACUCCCUACUCCAUCCCAUCGCCAUCGUUCUGUGGUCUGCUUAAUCCUGCAGCUUCCAUCCGCUUACCUCAACUAUUCUUAAUUACACAGCCCAAUGUCGACUGAGGCCAAGAGCAGGAAGCCCGCUAACACCGCCUUCAAGCAACAGCGGUUGAAAGCAUGGCAGCCCAUUUUGACGCCCAAGACUGUGCUGCCCACGUUCAUCCUUGUCGGCAUUUUGUUUGCGCCUAUCGGCGGUCUGCUGCUUUGGGCGAGUGACACUGUCGCAGAGGUCGUCAUUGAUUACACCAAAUGUGACAAAGCCGGCCCAACGUUUGUCCCGAUCCCGCAGGACUUGUACUCCGUCAAUUUCCCUGGUUCCGCUGGCAAUGGAGAGCCUCCAGAGUACAGGUCGAUGCAGGGUGUGACCUCCGCCAACAAUGCGACCUGGACCACCAUGAAAUGCACUGUCAAGUUCAACCUGCCCGUCACCCUGAAGAAGCCCGUCUUUAUCUACUAUCGUCUCACCAAGUUCUACCAGAACCACCGUCGUUAUGUCAAAAGUCUGGAUGCGAAGCAAUUGUCCGGUGUUGCUCGCGAUGCGGCGGAGCUCAAGGGAGGCUCGUGCGACCCCUUAGCAGUCAUAACUGAGAACGAAGUUCAAUACCCCAUCUUUCCAUGCGGCCUCAUUGCUAAUUCGAUAUUCAAUGACACGCUUGGAUUGUUCUUGAACCCAUUCGACGCAACGACCAACAAUAACAAGUCCUACAUCCUCACCGAUACGGGGAUCUCUUGGAAGGCCGAUAUGAGGAAGUAUGGCAGUACGGGAUAUACUGACUUGAGCAAGAUUCGACCACCACCAAAUUGGAGGAACUUCCCCAAUGGCUAUUCCGCAUCGUCUCCACCAAUCGAUCUCAGCAAGGACGAGCAUUUUCAAGUCUGGAUGCGUACAGCUGGUCUGCCCAAUUUCAGGAAGCUGUACUCAAAGAACGAGCAGGACGACUUGACGAGUGGAACCUAUACCAUUGACAUUGACAUGAACUAUAAUGUUACAUCGUACGGAGGAACAAAGUCGAUCGUUAUCUCGACAGUGUCCUUCAUGGGCGGUCGCAAUCCAUUCUUAGGCAUUGCGUACGUGGUCGUCGGCGUUCUCUGCGUAGUGUUGGGACUCUUGUUCACAGCCCGUCAUCUGUACAAGCCUCGUCGACUGGGAGACCACACAUAUCUUUCCUGGAACCAGAAUGCUGCCUCAAAUGCAGCUAUGACAAACCCGGAGACAUCUGCGACUGCCACUGGCGCGAGUGCUCGUUAUUAGGCUCCAGUCCAAAAAUGCUGAAGGCACCUCUUCGUUCAUCUACACGCGUAUUUUUAUAUUCGUCGGUGCAUUCAAUAAAAUAAAAUAUCCAAGCAG
Molecule: messenger RNA, 1712 nt
Organism: Gamsiella multidivaricata
Lineage: Eukaryota; Fungi; Mortierellomycota; Mortierellomycetes; Mortierellales; Mortierellaceae
Product: LEM3/CDC50 family protein
Exons: 5
Coding region: 417-1616 (399 amino acids)
Cellular component (GO): Golgi apparatus; endoplasmic reticulum; plasma membrane
Source: RefSeq, a predicted model, not a curated record